UUUUUUUCUCCCAGUCCUCCUCACAAGGCGCUCUUUAAGCCCCGGUGUUGCCACACAGAGCAGCCAUUCAUCGGCUCUACAGUCAGCCACACACACUCCCAUGUUGAACCACUGGACAUCUAAAUUGGUGUAGCUCCUUUUGCUGGAUCGGUUUUCCAGUCGACGGUGGAAAAGGAUUUGGACACUUUUACGCAGCAGUAUGGCUUUGCAUGAGAAGAGUCAGCAGUAACUGGGAUCGCCGUAGACUCCAGACAACUUAUUCAGUUAAAUCAAUUACACUGAAAAGUUUGGACUUCCUCUAAAACCAAGUUUUGAGUUUGCGUGUAUUUUUGUCACUUGUUGAAAGUUAAAAAAAAAAAAAUGUCCGGCGAGGAGCACAGCCUGUCCGAGGCGGAACUGAGUCCCGGAGGGUCAGACGAUGGUCACUCACUGUCACCGACUCAGCCCGGAGCGCCACCCCGCCAGGACUCACCUCUGACCGGGCCGCCGCAGCAGCUCACCUCGCUGUGUGUCGCAGAUGGCAGCGAGGAGGACGGAGGCGAUAGAGCCAAGUCGGAGAUGGAGGACGAUCGCUUCCCGAUCGGCAUCAGGGAGGCGGUCAGUCAGGUGCUGGACGGGUAUGACUGGACACUUGUGCCAAUGCCGGUGCGCGUUAACAACGGAAACAAAGCGAAGCCCCACGUGAAGAGGCCCAUGAACGCCUUCAUGGUGUGGGCGCAGGCGGCGAGGAGGAAACUGGCCGACCAGUACCCCCACCUGCACAACGCGGAGCUCAGCAAGACCCUGGGCAAACUGUGGAGGCUGCUCAACGAGAGCGACAAGAGGCCAUUCAUCGAGGAGGCGGAGAGGCUGAGGAAGCAGCACAAGAAGGACUACCCGGAGUACAAGUACCAGCCCCGGAGACGCAAGAACGGCAAACUAGCUCCUGCCAGUGAGUCAGACAGCCAGGGGGAAGGGGAGGCCAGCCACUCCCAGUCACACUACAAGACCCUACAUUUGGAGCACAACGGCGGGGCUGGGUCUCCCCUGGGUGACCUGCACCACCACCACCAUCACCACCACCAUCCUGCUGGUCAGGGUCACAGCCCGCCCACGCCCCCCACCACCCCAAAGACAGAGCUCCAGUCUGGGAAACUGUCAGAUGCCAAGAGGGAGGGGGCAGCAGGAGCGGCUGGAGGAUCAGGGGGGUCCAGGGGAGGCCUCGGGGUGGGAGCUGAGGGGGGACCCGGUGGCCCGUCAUCAUCGAGCUCUAAACCCCACAUCGACUUUGGCACCAUGGACAUUGGUGAGAUCAGCCACGAGGUGAUGUCCAACAUCGAGCCGUUUGAUGUGAACGAGUUCGACCAGUACCUCCCUCCGAACGGCCACCCGCAGAGCGGAGCAGGGGCCUCCGCAGCCGGAUCCUCGGCCUCGUCUUACGCCUAUGCCCUGGCUGCUGCUAGCGGCCACUCUGCGUGGCUCUCCAAACAGCAGCAGCAGCCUCAAGCCUCCCCCUCGUCCUCCGACCCCUCCAAGGCCCAGAUCAAGAGCGAGUCUGCGGCCGGGAGCCACUACGCCGAGGCCUCGUCCUCUCCCUCCUCAGGCACCCAUGUCACCUACACCCCGCUCAGCCUCCCUCAUUAUGGAUCAGCUUUCCCCUCGCUGGCCUCCAGGGCUCAGUUCGAGUAUGGAGAGCACCAGGCCCCCGGGGCGUACUAUGCCCACUCGAGCCAGCCCCCGGGGCUGUACUCAGCCUUCUCCUACAUGGGCCCGACACAGAGGCCUCUGUACACGACCAUCGGAGACCCCUCCAGCGUGGCCCCCUCUCACAGCCCCACACACUGGGAGCAGCCUGUUUACACCACACUCACAAGACCCUGAGGGAGACCGACUGAGCAGAGGGAAAUAUGGGAAGUGUAUGAGUGCAUCUGUGUGUCUGCGUGAGUGCAAAUAUGUGAGCAUGUGAUUGUGCAUGUGUGUGUGUGCGUGUGUGUGUGUGUGCCUGUGCCAUAUUGAUGUUAGAGGUUUUUACUUUUUUUAGCCAAUAUAAUGCAAAGAUGCAUCCACGGAGGCCUUACACAGUUUUAAAAAAAAACAGCCACAAAUUCACACAAUAUAAAGUGUGAAUCAUGGGUAAACUGCCAAUCAAAAAUUAAAUAAACAUUAACAAAAUGUGUGCCAUCAUAAAUUUAUAAGUCGGGAUGUACAGUGAGGUGAGAGAGCGUGACGAGUGACUCUGAUUUGACCCAGAGACAACGGGUUUAGACUGAUGUAAUCAGAUUUUAUUAACCAAACUAAAGCAGAUGUUUUUGAUGUUAUUGUGUUAUUUUAUAUGAGUAGUAAGUUUAUUGUCGUUGUCGAUAUCCUAGGGUGUAACUUUAUUGUGACUGAUUUGAUAUUACACUAAUACAGCUGCACCACUGCUUUGGGAAAAGCAAAAUAAGAUGUUCCCUGCAUGGGUUUUUUUUUUCUUGUGGCCAGGAAAGGAUAGUUGCAACCUUUUUUUUUCUUUGUAGAUAGCACACUCUUCUGUCCUUUCAUUACACUGACUUCACUGAACUGAAGAAUUAAGCAUUUAAGGGGAAAAAUAGGAAAAAGAGAGGGAAAGAGAGCUCUUAUCAGCUUAGUCGUGGACACUUACCUCAACUCUGUUCAUUUUGUGCCAAUAGCAAAGGAGAAAUACGACAUUGGAUACCUGAUCAAAUAAUGCUGAAGGUAUUCAACUUGUCACAGCUCCAGUCUUCCUUUAUUUUGCUUUUUAACAUUUUGCUGAUUCGCAUUUGUUUUUAUUUUCCCAAUAACUGAGUUAAAAUCUAUAAGUACAAAGUCUCAACCAAAUCUCUUCAGAUAAUUGGCCAGCUUUGGGUCCUACUUAAGGAUUAGAAUCACAUGUACAACCGCUCUGCACUGCAUGUAGGCCAAAGCAUGUUUUCGUCUGUACAGGUUUUUUUUCUCCCUAUAUUGUUUCCAAAUAGUCCUCUUCAGCAAUGUGAAUAAUGGUCAUUACCACAGCCUUCACCUUUAUUAUGUGAUGCAUACCUUAUCAUUUUAUACUGACCCUCUUACCAUGUAGUUAUUAUUUUUAUGUAAGUAAUAAUGCAUUGUGUGUCACACCUUUGCUUCUUCCAUUUUGUAUAAUUCUGGAUAGUUUUGUAAAGUGUUUGCUAUACAUUCACUUGAGUAUUUUGCUUCCAUACAAGAAAAGCAAUGUUGAAAUUUUAUUGUUGUCAUCUAUUAAAUCAAUUUAUUUAUAAAAAAAAUAAAAAAA
Molecule: messenger RNA, 3247 nt
Organism: Centropristis striata (black sea bass)
Lineage: Eukaryota; Metazoa; Chordata; Actinopteri; Perciformes; Serranidae
Product: transcription factor Sox-10-like
Exons: 4
Coding region: 361-1860 (499 amino acids)
Biological process (GO): enteric nervous system development; morphogenesis of an epithelium; neural crest cell migration
Cellular component (GO): nucleus
Molecular function (GO): RNA polymerase II cis-regulatory region sequence-specific DNA binding; DNA-binding transcription factor activity, RNA polymerase II-specific
Source: RefSeq, a predicted model, not a curated record